Molecule: messenger RNA, 598 nt
Organism: Fragaria vesca subsp. vesca
Lineage: Eukaryota; Viridiplantae; Streptophyta; Magnoliopsida; Rosales; Rosaceae
Product: hydrophobic protein RCI2A-like
Exons: 3
Coding region: 97-270 (57 amino acids)
Cellular component (GO): membrane
Source: RefSeq, a predicted model, not a curated record
GACACCGAAACACAAAUCCAGAGCCAGAGCAGUUACCGAAAUACCAACAACUCUUUCUUAAUAAUUCUCAGUUUCGAAAUCAGAGUUUAAGCAAACAUGCCGAGUGAAGGAACAGCCAACUUCAUCGAUAUCAUCAUCGCCAUCCUCUUGCCUCCUCUCGGGGUCUUCCUCAAGUUUGGCUGCCAUGUGGAGUUCUGGAUCUGUCUGUUGCUGACCAUUUUCGGUUACAUCCCUGGGAUUAUCUAUGCCAUCUAUGUCAUCACCAAGUGAAGUAGCUAGUCCUGCUUUUCUGUAGUAGUGAUAAGGAUGUGAAGUGAAGGGCACAUAUAUAUGUCUUCUGGUUUCUGCAUUCAAAGCUUGUUUUCCACCAUUGGAUUGCAUAGUUACUUGUUUGGUUUGGCCAAUGGACAGUUGAUAUUUCAUGUAGUGCGUGUGUGUCUUCUUUUUCUCUAUUCCCCCCUCCUUAUUCCCUUAUUGAGUUCAUCCAUGAUUUGUCCUUCUGUUGAAGAAGGUAGAAUAUAUAGUGAAGUAUUGAGGAGCUGAUGUAUCAAUCUUAGCUCUCCAAUUUAAUAAAAGAAAUUAAAUUUGUUCUCCCAUU